Molecule: messenger RNA, 919 nt
Organism: Rhagoletis zephyria (snowberry fruit fly)
Lineage: Eukaryota; Metazoa; Arthropoda; Insecta; Diptera; Tephritidae
Gene: Prosbeta6
Product: proteasome beta6 subunit
Cellular component (GO): proteasome core complex; cytoplasm; nucleus
Source: RefSeq, a predicted model, not a curated record
AAAAAAUGUGGCAGCAUUGCACAAGAGCUGUCAAAUAAAUUUAAUAAACGUCAUUCUACGGAGAAUUUCUGCAAAUCACUUGGCGAAACAACAUUUUUGGAAACAACGAAAAUACGUAUUUUGCUUUGACUAAUCAUGCAUAAAAUUCAAUCGUUUCCUGAAUAUCAAGUGCCCGGCGCACAGCAUCAAGAUUUUUCACCUUACGAAUCGAAUGGAGGAUCUAUUGUGGCCAUUGCCGGCGAGGACUAUGUAGUGAUUGCUGCAGAUACUCGCUUAAGCAGUGGAUACACCAUCCACACACGCAAACAAAACAAAUUAUUUCAAUUGUCUGAGAAAACUGUACUCGCUUCAACGGGAUGUUGGUGCGAUACCUUGGCGCUUACCAGUUUGGUAAAUGCUCGUAUGCAAAUGUACGAACAUCUACACUUGAAAACCAUGUCUACAGAAGCCGUUGCCCAAAUGUUGUCCAUUCUCAUGUACAACAGACGCUUCUUCCCAUACUAUGUAUCGAAUGUAUUGGCUGGGCUAGACACCGAAGGCAAGGGUGUAGUUUAUUCAUAUGAUCCUAUUGGACACUGCGAGCGCACCACAUAUCGUGCCGGUGGUUCAGCUGGCACCCUACUGCAGCCAGUGUUGGAUAAUCAAAUCGGCGGUAAAGAUAAGGAUGUAAAAAACAAACCCAAAGUGUCGUUGGAGAAAGCCAAGGAAGUAGCUAAGGAUGCUUUUAUUUCAGCAGCAGAACGUGAUAUAUACACUGGCGAUUCGGUACUUUUAAAAGUCAUCACCAAAGAUGGUGUUAUCGAAGAGGAAGUGCAGUUACGUAAAGAUUAAAUUAGUAAAGGGUUUGGUAAUUUUUGUUUCUCAAAACUUUUUAAUUAAUAAUAAAUCUAUAAUUUUGAAUACAAACAUUUAUUUAAAU